AUGGCUGCACAUGAUGCUCUAGCUAGUGGUGAUAUUACUCUAGAAGAAUUUACAGUAAUGAUGAAUGAGUAUGUUCCAACAAGUACUCUUGGAUUACGUGAUUUAUUUAAUACAUUUGAUUUAAGUGGCGAUGGUUGUGUGGAUAAACAAGAAUUUGAACAGGUUAUGAAAGAAAAAGGCAAAGAAUUAAAUCAAGAUCAAAUUGAAAUAUUUAAUAAGAAAUUUCAACAAGAUGAAAAUUGCAAAGUUACUUAUGAACGUAUGUAA
Molecule: messenger RNA, 267 nt
Organism: Rotaria sp. Silwood1
Lineage: Eukaryota; Metazoa; Rotifera; Eurotatoria; Philodinida; Philodinidae
Source: the annotation of a GenBank genome assembly